UCUUUCUGUGUAACCACACCAUUCAUCUCAUUAACAUUUCAUUCCUUCUUCUUCUUCUUCCUCCUCCCAUAAUAAUCUAAUAUGGCCGAUAAUAAUAAUGUGGAAUUGGAAGCCAAGUCCCAGGGCCCCCAUGCCAACCUCUACCUCUCUUCCCAGAUUAUCCUCAGAGCUUUGGUAAUUUCCUCCACAUUGGCCGCCACCUGGACCCUCACCACCGCCAAGCAAUCCGUCGUCAUCUUCGGCUUCACUUUGGACGCCCGAUACAGCUACUCCUCUGCUUUCAAAUUCUUUGCCUUAGCCAACGCUAUUGCCUGUGGCUUCUGUCUUCUGUCCCUGUGCUUUGUUUUCAUAUCAUCUCGGCAGUUGGCGUUGGGGAACCGUCAAAGAAACUUCUCCUUCUUCUUCUUCUUCUUUGUUCACGAUUUGUUGAUGAUGGGAUUGGUGGUGAGUGGAUGCGCUGCUGCCACCGCCAUCGGGUUCGUGGGGAGGUACGGGAACACCCACACAGGCUGGUCGCCCAUCUGUGACCAAUUCGCCAAGUUUUGCAAUCGCAUCACCAUUUCCAUCGCCAUCUCUUAUUUUGCCGUGCUUUGCCUCCUCAUACUCACCAUCAUCUCUGCAUAUCCAACCAAACUCCACCGCUAAUUUGGCCCAUUUUGUUGAUGUGUGAACGCGAGGUUUGGUUAAUGGGUUUAGUGAUGAUGUGUGCAUUUUCCAUCUUCUUUGUCCUUA
This is a messenger RNA of Cucurbita pepo subsp. pepo (vegetable marrow), 732 nucleotides long. RefSeq names its product CASP-like protein 1F1. The record is from RefSeq and is a predicted model, not a curated record. NCBI's taxonomy places the organism in Eukaryota, Viridiplantae, Streptophyta, Magnoliopsida, Cucurbitales, Cucurbitaceae.